ACACAUGUUAUUGUGAUCUCAAUCUAUUGAAGUUCAUAAAUGCAUAUAUUUACGAGUAAUUUUCAUUCAAAAUAGUGCCAUCUAUUAGAUUUAAAUAUAACCCCUAGUGAGAAACAAACGAUUCCAAUAUGGCGAAUGUGAGGGACAGUGAUACUUCGUUGUGGCUUCAUAACAAGCUUGGAACCUCUAAUGAUAGCUGGACUGGUAGUUCAAUUUGUUCUCAAUUAAACGCAGAGGUGUUAAGAAACAUCAAGGACUGUUUUCCAGAUUUACAAACACAAGUUAAACUUAAAUUACUCCUUUCGUUCUUCCACAUACCUAGGCGAAAUGUUGAAGAGUGGCGCGUUGAGCUGGAAGAAAUCAUUGAAGUUGCAUCGUUGGACAGUGAGUUAUGGGUUUCAAUGCUAUCCGAAUCGAUGAAGACGUUUCCUUCUACAGGAUCAUUAAAUACAAAUAUUACUGAUUUAGAUGAACAUAGACCUAUUUUUGGAGAACUAGUUAAUGAUCUAAAAAAAUUAUUGAAAAAGCAGAAUGAUCCUGCAAUGCUUCCAUUGGAAUGUCAUUAUUUGAAUAAAACAGCUCUGAUAUCUGUGGUAGGUCAACAACCUUCACCUGUUAAACAUUUUACAUUGAAAAGAAAGCCAAAAAGUGCAGCUUUAAGAGCGGAAUUGUUACAAAAGUGUAAAGAUACUGCAAGUAAUAUAAAAAAAAGUACCGCACCCACUGUACCAGUACGUAGUAGAGGAAUGCCAAGAAAAAUGACAGACACAACACCUCUCAAAGGUAUUCCUAGCAGAGUUCCAACAAGUGGCUUUCGGUCUCCUUCUCUUACAAGUUCAUCGAUGUCAAGCAGAACUCCUAUUAGUAGUAGAAGUCGUAAAGAUGGUGGUAUUAAAUUGUUGGACAUUAAUGAACAACCUCUUGGAUAUGCACAAGCUAAAAAGAGAAGGCGAAUGAUGGAAUUAGAAGAGCAACAGAAAAAGGUUGCAGAAGCUCAAGCAGCUGCAGCAGCUGUAGUAUCAGCAAAUACAACUACAGUUGAAACUCCAGCAACACCAGAAUAUGCUCAAGGAUUAGCAGCAAUUAAUCCACCUUCUACUCCUGUUACACCGGUGUCCACUGUUCAAUCCUAUGUGGCUCCUACCACUCCAAGCGGAGUUACACCUACAACUACAUCUCAAACUUCUACUACACCGUCUACACCUACAGUGCCAAGUACAGUAACACCAGUAACAACACCAGCAGUCAUAUCCCCUGUAGAAAGUACACCUGUUGGUGUACAAACUGUUAGGCCAGCACAGACAAUUACACAGAUUCGUAUACAAACAUCCGCACAACCUGUUAAUGCAGCAGCAAAUACGAGAAGAGGCUUAUCACUGACGCGAGAACAAAUGUUAGAAGCUCAAGAAAUGUUUAGAACGGCUAAUAAAGUAACGAGACCAGAGAAAGCAUUAAUCCUAGGAUUUAUGGCUGGUUCUAGAGAUAAUCCUUGUCCUAAAUUGGGCAACAUAGUGACAGUAAUGCUUUCGGAGAACAUAGAAGAGGUAUCUCAAGCAGAUGGUUCAACGGUACCAAUGUUAGUUGAGACUCACUUCCAAAUGAAUUACACAAAUGGCGAAUGGAAAAGGAUAAAGAAAAAUCGUCGAGUUGUAACAGAAGAAUCUACCUCGACGGCAACUCCUACUCCUAAUCCAACAGCUACAGCUUCCAAUUAGGCAAAAUAAAUAAAUAUAUAUAUAUAAAUAUAUAUAUAUAUGUAUAAAAAAAAAGAAGAAGAAAUUAUCGCGAUCUGAAAUAAUGCAGAAUCUUUUUAAAAAUACACUUCGCGUAUAAUUAUGGCCAUUUUUAAGAACGCACAUACAAUUUGGUCAUAGAGCAAUUUUUUUUUUAAUGACUUUAGUUAAAAAAAUACGCGUUUCAUCGUCAGUCCAUCAAAACUUACGUUUAUAUUAACGUAUACAACCAACGACAACAACAAUUCAUGUCAAUUUUGUAAUAAGGUCAUUCAAUCGAAUCAUAAUUCAAACAACAAUGGAUGAUUGAAUAAUACAAAUUUUAAAAUGAAACUAACAAAUUCGUUUGUUUCGAAUCAUAAAUAUUAAAAAGGAAGAACAAAAGUUUCCAAAUAAUGGAAACCUGAUGUUGGUGCUAACACAUUGUUCUUUUUUUUUUUUUUCUUUUUUUUUCUUUUCUUUUACAAAUGUUUC
Polistes dominula (European paper wasp) is the source of this 2207-nucleotide messenger RNA. RefSeq names its product Negative elongation factor A (gene Nelf-A). Lineage: Eukaryota; Metazoa; Arthropoda; Insecta; Hymenoptera; Vespidae. The record is from RefSeq and is a predicted model, not a curated record. Gene Ontology annotation, cellular component: NELF complex. Gene Ontology annotation, biological process: negative regulation of transcription elongation by RNA polymerase II.